Molecule: messenger RNA, 2181 nt
Organism: Dipodomys ordii (Ord's kangaroo rat)
Lineage: Eukaryota; Metazoa; Chordata; Mammalia; Rodentia; Heteromyidae
Gene: Flywch2
Product: FLYWCH family member 2
Exons: 4
Coding region: 261-725 (154 amino acids)
Source: RefSeq, a predicted model, not a curated record
GCCGAGGUGGGGGGGGGGUGCCCUGAGCAUUGAGGCGGAGGGAACCCGCCGCGGCUCCGUCGCCGGAGAGGGAGGGCCCGCUGCCGUCGAACACAUGAAAUCAGCCCAGAAAUGGGAAGGGGUUUGUCUUCCUAUGAAGAUCAUUCUGAUGACCUGAAGAAGGAGCCAGGCAAGGUUCCAGCUCCUGGUGAGGACAGAGCCUGGGAGCCCCAGUAACCUGGCCAGCAAGGAGGAAGAAGAGGAGGAGGAGGAGGUGAAUCAUGUCUGCUGGGGGUCUGGCGCUGCCGGAGAGCCCAGGCGCGGCCGGGCUCAGCAUGCCCCUGCCUGAACCCAGUGAGCCAGAUGUGAAGGCUGACCCGGAGCCCUCGGAGCCUGGCAAAGCUGUGCUCCCCGCUGCCCCCAGGAAGCCCAGGAAGUUCUCCAAGCUGGUCCUGCUGACAGCCUCCAAAGACAGCGCCAAAGUGGCUGGGGCCAAGCGCAAAGGUGUGCACUGCAUCAUGGCCCUGGGCGCGCCAGGCCCUGCCACGCUGGCCAAGGCCCUCCUCAAGACCCACCCAGAGGCUCAGCGGGCCAUUGAGGCAGCUCCCCCCGAUCCCCAACAGAAGCGCAGCAAGCUGGGCCUGGAUGCUGACACCAAAGAACACAGCGGAUUGGCUGCAGUGGCUCCCAUCCUGCUCCCAGAAAAGGCUGCUGGGCACCUGGCCCCGUCCACUGCGUCCCUGUAACCUUGCCAAUGGUGGAGCCGUGGAUCCUUGGAGGACCAUCACUGGGAGAGGGGAACGAGGGGAGGAGCUGUCCACAGGGCUCUUAGAAGCCCAUGGGGAGUGGAGCGGAGGUUUGUUUUCAAAAAGAUCAAGCAUGUUACUUUUUGUAAGAAAAGACAUAUUCAAAGGGAGAAAAUAAGGAGCCCUGUUAAAGUAUUUUAGAUUGCCAGAAAACCGCACAGACAUCCAGGCACAAAGAGCAAAGAAAAGGCUUACUGCCAGUAAAGGGGCUGCCAAGACCCCUUCCCACAAGAGAGGAGUGAGAAGAGGCACCAGCUAUUUCUGAGGUGAUCUAUAUAACCUUCUGAGGCUAGGAGAGGCUAGAAGGGACCAGGAGGCAGAGACCCUGGUGUGGAUAUGAGGCUCAGGGGCUUCAUCAUGGUGGACUAGGAUUUAGGAUUGGGAUCCAAAUAGUAGAUAAGGGUUGCUGCAACUGCCCAGACCUGAAGGUCACUCGAAGGAGCUCUUGCUGCCUUUGAGGGUGGUGGCUGCCCCAGAAGAGUGCCAGCUCAAGGUAAAGGGUUUGGAGGCUGAUUAUUUACUGCCUUUACUACAGGGGCCUAGUGUUGUCUAGGAAGGGAGCAUGCCAAGCCGUAGAGAGGGGAAGGAACAUGCUAAGUUAUGGGAAGGGAGCUCAUUGGGCUAACCAGCCCUAUGCGAUUUCCCAUUGCAGAUGGGUUUUUAACAUUCCAGGAUUCUGGGUUCUUGGGACCUGGCUCCAAUCCCACCAGCCUAGAGCCCUCCUCCCUCUACCAGCCUUCACGUGCCUCUCGCCUCUCCAGAGUAACCAGAGCAGGUGAACCAUCCUCUAUGGCUUCUAACCCCAGGCUUCGCCGCUCUAGACCCCUCUGGCCUGGAAAAUGAGCCACUGAAGAUAACUAGGUGGGUGGCUCCAAGGUUUCCUCUUCCUAUUGCCCUUAGAAUGGGGCCAGUGGGAGCUCAAGGCCCAGACCCUGGAUAGCCAGGCCAUUCCCUCCAGGGGCCUGUCCCUGGGAGGCCUCAGACGCCCACCUGCUGGGGCCUCCCACGAUCAGAAGGUUACUUCCCUGCCUAGCCCGCACCUCGCUUCUUCUGGGUGAGGUGGCACUGAGCCUUUCCCCUAGCCCACUGGCUGCCACCAGGCUGGAUUAAACAUGAAGGAAGCAGUUCCCUUCCUCCAGCCCUCCACCAGGCUCCUCCACAAAGCUUCUGGCCUUUGGUUUCCUUAUUCUUUGAAAAUCACCUCUGAGUACAAAGAAGCCUUCAGGUUAUUUUUUUUUUUCAGUGUAGGAUGUAGAAGCUGUUUAUUGUUAAAUAGGAUGUUUUCAAAACCAACUAGCAUCUGCAUUUUGCUAUAUUUCUUUUACAUGGAAACUUCUUCUUGCCUGGAAACUUCUGCUAGUUCUAUGUUUAAAUAGAAUCCACUGAUUUAUCCUUU